AUGUAAGGGUCCAUGUUUCUGUGACCAACACAUGAACAGAACCAUAACCAGUGAGUGGCGAACGCAGAGAAAGGGAAAAAAGGGUUCUCAAGAAGUGAAGUAACAAUGGCUUCAGAGGAAGAAAGUGCGGUGAAGGAGCCUUUGGAUCUCAUUAGGCUCAGCCUCGACGAACGUAUCUAUGUCAAGCUUCGGUCUGACAGAGAACUUCGUGGCAAGCUUCAUGCUUAUGAUCAGCAUCUUAAUAUGAUUCUUGGUGAUGUUGAAGAAAUUGUUACUACUGUGGAAAUUGAUGAUGAGACAUAUGAAGAAAUUGUGAGGACUACAAAGCGGACAGUUCCUUUCCUGUUUGUUAGGGGAGAUGGGGUGAUAUUGGUUUCCCCUCCACUGAGGACUGCAUGACAUGGAUUGAUGAACUAUGUGAUCAUUUUAAUGACAAUUUAUGAAAUUGUAUAACUUCUUAAAUAGUGAUCUCAUUGCUUAUGUUUAGAUUAGCACCUUAAUUGCCAUGUUUGCUAGUGAUUUCUGUUAAACAGUCAGUUUUCAAUUCUCUUUAGCAUGAGAAUCAUGGCAUGCUCAUGAACAAGGCCUUUGGCUGCACCAUGGAGCUGUUGUUACAUAUUAGUGGCUCCAUAACAGUAAGCCAUGAUUCUUGA
Gastrolobium bilobum is the source of this 653-nucleotide messenger RNA. Its product is annotated as sm-like protein LSM3B. Gene Ontology annotation, cellular component: precatalytic spliceosome; U6 snRNP; U4/U6 x U5 tri-snRNP complex. The coding region runs from base 106 to 399 and encodes 97 amino acids. NCBI's taxonomy places the organism in Eukaryota, Viridiplantae, Streptophyta, Magnoliopsida, Fabales, Fabaceae. Gene Ontology annotation, molecular function: RNA binding. Gene Ontology annotation, biological process: P-body assembly; mRNA splicing, via spliceosome. The record is from RefSeq and is a predicted model, not a curated record. The transcript is spliced from 3 exons.